Messenger RNA from Prosopis cineraria, 1124 nucleotides. Its product is annotated as dof zinc finger protein DOF5.6-like. Gene Ontology annotation, biological process: regulation of DNA-templated transcription. Gene Ontology annotation, molecular function: DNA binding; DNA-binding transcription factor activity. The record is from RefSeq and is a predicted model, not a curated record. Lineage: Eukaryota; Viridiplantae; Streptophyta; Magnoliopsida; Fabales; Fabaceae. Bases 147 to 914 code for a protein of 255 amino acids. The transcript is spliced from 2 exons.
UUCGCAUUACAGUGGCACAAGAGGUUCGAAACAGAAGGGUUCAGCGAAAGCUGAUACAUAUAUACAUAUUAUCUCUCUUAUCAGAUCAGUCGGGUUUUGCUGUGAAAGUGUGAACGGAUUUUUCUCCUCUGCAAGAGCACGUCUGCAUGGAGUCUUCGGACCACUGGCUUCAGGGAGCUGUUCAAGAGGAAUCUGGAGCAAUGGAUUCUUCAUCUUAUUCUCCACCAUUAAUGGAGAGGAGGGUAAGGCCAGCCCCAACGGACCAAGCUUUGAAGUGUCCGAGGUGUGAGUCCACAAACACCAAGUUCUGCUACUACAACAACUACAGUCUCUCUCAGCCGAGGUACUUCUGCAAAACUUGCAGGAGGUACUGGACCAAAGGAGGCACAUUGAGAAACAUCCCAGUAGGUGGAGGUUGCAGAAAGAACAAGAAAGUCUCGUCCAAGAAAUCCAACGACGUCGUUCACCCAGUACUGUCAGAACCCAAAGAUCCUCAUCUCACAGCUUCUAAUUUCCCAGAUCAUGCAAUUAAUUUUCCCCACCCAGUGGGACUGAUGGUGGAGAAUUCGAGGCUCAUGGAAACUAAGUUUGGAGGGAUAAACAAUGUUAUGGGAAAUUUUGGCGAUGCUGGGUUUUCAGAUCAGAUAAAUUGUAGCCACAAUGGGUUAUUGGCUCAGAAUUGCCAGGGUUUUGGAGGAAAUAUGCGUUACUUUGAUGGCUAUAACAUUAAUGGCGAGACUUAUAGCACAAUGGACUCUUUUUACCAUGGCAAUGAGGAUCAAAUUACUGUUGGUGCAAUUCAUGAUGUGAAGCCAAACCCUAAGCUAUUGUCUCUUGAAUGGCAAGACCAAGGUUGUUCUGAUGCUGGGAAGGAGCCUUUUGGGUAUAUCAACAGUCUCUUGGGCUUCUUUUGACCUCACACGAAUAUUUAAAGAGUGUGUGAACGAGAGGCUAGAGGGUCCCAAACGGAGGGCUGGCUUGGUGCGUUACUUUUGGUUUUAUAUAUAUUCGUGUUUGUGUGUGUAAACGCAUUACACAUUUGAAAGGUUUAGGAUUUUGUUGUAACUUCGAGGAAGAUAUUGAUAGUUCUCUUAUAAAAAGAAAACGCACUAGUUAUCUGGUAC